Rosa chinensis is the source of this 1898-nucleotide messenger RNA. RefSeq names its product mannan endo-1,4-beta-mannosidase 7. Lineage: Eukaryota; Viridiplantae; Streptophyta; Magnoliopsida; Rosales; Rosaceae. The coding region runs from base 296 to 1603 and encodes 435 amino acids. Gene Ontology annotation, molecular function: hydrolase activity, hydrolyzing O-glycosyl compounds. The record is from RefSeq and is a predicted model, not a curated record. The transcript is spliced from 6 exons.
AGCCUGCAGUUCUUCGAUUGGAACAAAAAAGGACCCUCGUUGAUAUCUUGUAUCUAAUUAAUUAUGUCAUUAUGACAUGGCAUAAUCAAAUAUGAUCUGGAAGUGCAUUGUUGAUUAAGCUACGCACAGAAGGAAAAACCCUCUGGUUACACUAAGUUCGGGUUAAUAAAUUUACCAUGAGGCCACAGGUAAAAGGAAUAGGUUCAUUUUCAGGGCCUAGUUUCAGCUGAAAGUUGUUUCUUUGCAGAGCUUUCUAAUUAUCUAGACGUUAAAUCUUUCCUCCACAAUAAGGAAGAUGAAGCAUCUACCUUUGGCUCUCUUUGUCUUAGCUUUUUUGAUCCACCAGCAAUGUUUUCACAUCCAUAUUGAAGCAGCAGGCGAUGAUUUUAUCAGAACCAGAGGAGUGCAGUUUCUAUUGAAUGGCAGUCCAUACUAUGCAAAUGGGUUCAAUGCGUACUGGUUGAUGUAUAUGGCCUCUGAUCCUUCUCAGAGGUACAAAGUAUCGUCGGUUUUUCGUGAAGCAACUAGCCAUGGCCUCACAGUGGCUAGAACUUGGGCUUUCAGUGAUGGAGGUUACAGACCCCUUCAAUUCUCUCCUGGCUCUUAUAAUGACCAAAUGUUUAAGGGGUUGGAUUUUGUUAUAGCUGAGGCUAGAAGGUAUGGGAUUAAGCUGCUACUAAGCUUGGUGAACAACUAUGAGAACUUUGGUGGAAAGAAGCAGUAUGUGAACUGGGCAAGAAGCAAGGGGCAGUACUUGACUUCCGAUGAUGAUUUCUUUAGAAACCCUGUUGUUAAGGGUUUCUACAAGAACCAUGUUAGUACUGUUCUUAACAGAUACAACAUCUACACUAGAGUUCAUUACAAAGAUGAUCCAACAAUUAUGGCUUGGGAGCUUAUCAAUGAGCCUAGAUGCAUAUCAGAUCCUUCAGGAAGGACCAUUCAGGAAUGGAUAAGGGAAAUGGCUUCUCAUGUGAAGUCAAUAGAUAGAAAUCAUUUACUGGAAGCAGGUUUAGAGGGAUUUUAUGGACAAUCAACACCUCAGAGGAUGAGACUCAAUCCUGGUUUCCAAAUAGGAACAGACUUCAUUGCAAAUAAUAGGAUCCCUGGGAUUGAUUUUGCAACAGUUCACUCCUAUCCAGAUCAAUGGUUGUCUAGCUCAAACGAUCAAUAUCAACUGUUUUUCUUGAACAACUGGCUUAAUACUCACAUCCAAGAUUCACAGUACAUUCUUCGAAAGCCGAUCUUCAUCGCAGAAUUUGGGAAAUCUAGGAAAGAUCCUGGUUUCAACACGCACCAAAGAGACCUGCUAUUCAACACUGUGUACUACAAGAUAUACUCUUCAGCCAAGAGAGGGGGAGCUGCUGCUGGGGGUUUGUUCUGGCAACUUCUUACUGAGGGCAUGAACUCGUUCGGUGAUGGGUACGAGAUAGUUCUGAGCCAAAGUCCCUCAACUGCUAAUGUAAUAGCUCAACAAUCUCACAAGCUCUAUCAGAUUAGGAAGAUCUUUGUGAAGAUAAGAAAUGCUCAGAGGUGGAAGAGAGCUAGGGCCAUUAGAAGGGAUCAAUGGUUGGCUAGAAACAAAGGCAAGCCUAUAGGAAAUUGAUCAGUUCAAAUGCAUUACCUACUAGUUACUACAAGUACUUUGUGAGGUUCCUGUUAUGGUUUCCUCUUAAAGAUGAUUCAGAUGAUCACGUUGAUCGGCCAGGAGGGUAAAUUGAGUAAUGGUGUUGCCAACGUGAAGUCAGUCUCAACCGUCUCAAUUGGCUUCUUUUAAUUAGAAAUAGAAAUUUCUGGUCUGCAAGAAAAUCAGAUAUUGCCUCUAAGUUGACUAUUUUAGGUCCAUUCUUGUAAGUUUGUGACAUGUAGUAUUACUGCAAAAUGAACUUGUUCUUGUGUUA